Molecule: messenger RNA, 6093 nt
Organism: Agrilus planipennis (emerald ash borer)
Lineage: Eukaryota; Metazoa; Arthropoda; Insecta; Coleoptera; Buprestidae
Product: regulatory-associated protein of mTOR
Exons: 19
Coding region: 148-4014 (1288 amino acids)
Biological process (GO): positive regulation of protein serine/threonine kinase activity; cellular response to starvation; regulation of autophagy
Cellular component (GO): TORC1 complex; cytoplasm
Molecular function (GO): protein-macromolecule adaptor activity; protein binding
Source: RefSeq, a predicted model, not a curated record
UGUUAUGUAUUAUGACAUGUGUCAUUUAUUAUUUACGAAUUAGUGUAAAAGAUUUUACAGAAAAUUUAUAAUUUCUGAUGAAUUUUAUAAGUGAAUAGUGAAAGAAAAUUGUUGUUCUCCUUCAUGGUUUAGUGAAGUGUAAUAAAAAUGAGUGACAAGCUUUCUAAUGGCUACAUUGAUAAAAUGAAAGAAGAUGCAAAAAUUAGAGAUACGGAUUUGCCUUUAAGUUUUAAUGAAAAGAGGCAUGUAGAGAAUAUUGAAGGAAUAGCAUGUUUAACUCAGACAUGGCGAAUGAAGGAACGAAUGAAAACAGUCAGCGUGGCGCUUGUUUUGUGCUUAAAUGUAGGCGUUGAUCCACCAGAUGUAGUCAAAACACAACCCUGUGCUAGAUUGGAAUGUUGGAUAGAUCCAUUGUCUAUGUCACCAUCUAAGGCAGUAGAAGCCAUUGGUUCUAAUCUUCAGAAGCAAUAUGAAAGGUGGCAACCAAGGGCUAGGUAUAAGCAAUCAUUAGAUCCCACAGCAGAAGAGGUUAAAAAGUUAUGUACAUCUUUAAGGAGAAAUGCUAAAGAAGAAAGAGUUUUGUUUCAUUACAAUGGUCACGGAGUUCCUAAGCCAACAACUAAUGGGGAAAUUUGGGUCUUUAAUAGGGCUUAUACUCAAUACAUCCCCUUAUCAAUAUAUGAUUUGCAAUCAUGGAUGGGAGCACCAUCCAUUUAUGUUUAUGAUUGUUCAAAUGCAGGAAUUAUUGUGGAUUCUUUUAAACAGUUUGCCAUUCAACAUCAAAAUGAAUAUGAGGCAGCUAAUCAAGGCAGGGGUUCUUCUCCUUCACCUCCAUCCUUCCGCAGCUGUAUCCAACUAGCAGCAUGCAAUGCAACUCAAGUAUUACCAAUGAAUCCUGACCUACCUGCAGAUUUAUUUACCAGUUGUUUGACCACGCCUAUAAAAAUAGCUUUACGUUGGUUCAUCAUGAAGUACACCUCAAAACUUGUUCCUCAAGUAACAUUGGAUCUUAUUGACAACAUUCCCGGACAACUUACAGAUAGACGAACAAUGUUAGGUGAAUUAAAUUGGAUCUUUACCGCAAUUACAGAUACUAUUGCGUGGAAUACUUUACCAAAAGAGUUAUUUCAGAAACUUUUUAGACAGGAUCUCCUGGUAGCUAGUUUAUUCAGAAACUUUCUAUUAGCUGAAAGAGUAAUGCGAUCGUAUGAUUGCACUCCAGUGAGUUCACCUGCACUUCCACCUACUUAUCAGCACCCCAUGUGGCAGGCUUGGGAUUUAGCACUUGAUCUCAGUCUUGGUCAACUACCUCGCAUUAUAAACGAUAAUGAACCAUUUGAACAUUUGCCAUUUUUCGAAGAACAACUGACUGCCUUCCAAGUGUGGCUUGAAUUAGGUUCAGAAGAAAGAAGUCCACCAGAGCAACUACCAAUAGUUCUGCAAGUUCUUUUAAGUCAAAUUCACAGAAUGAGAGCUUUAGAAUUGUUAGGGAAGUUUCUGGAUUUUGGUCCUUGGGCUGUGAACUUAGCUUUGUCAGUAGGAAUAUUUCCGUAUGUUUUAAAACUUUUGCAAAGUUGCGCAAAAGAGUUGCGACCUCUUUUGGUCUUUAUUUGGGCUAAAAUAUUAGCUGUCGACAAUACUUGUCAAACAGAUUUGGUCAGGGAACGAUAUCAUAAUUAUUUCCUGUCGGUUUUACAGGAUACUACAGUAACAGCUGAACAUCGUACCCAGGCUGCUUUUGUAUUGGCAUGCAUAGUGAAUGACUAUAGGGAAGGACAAGAAGCUGCCUUACAAGGAUCGCUGGUCAGUAUAUGCCUGGAACAGUUGUCUGAUCCUAAUCCUCAGUUGCGUCAAUGGGUAGCGAUUUGCCUAGGCAGAUUGUGGGACCAUUAUGAAAAAGCCAGAUGGACUGGUGUCAGAGACAUAGCUCAUGAAAAACUGUAUACUCUCUUACAAGAUCCUUGUCCCGAGGUUCGAGCAGCUGUCGUGUAUGCUUUGGGCACUUUUAUAAAUUCGGUUUCGGAACGUUCUGAUCACGCCAAUAAUAUCGAUCACUCGGUAGUGAUGACGUUGUUAAAUACUGUCAGUGUCGACAUGAGUACUUUGGUACGGAAAGAACUUGUAGUCGCACUACAAUGGGUAGUACUCGCGUUCGAAAACGUGUUUUGCAACGUUGCCGCACAAGAAAAUAUGACGGUAAUCACAAGUGUGACGGGAGGGGGCGACAGUACUCCUCUCAAAAGGACCGGAAGUCGAACGGAUAAUGAGCCCAGUGAUAAAAUAAAGAGAGUCGCCUCCAGUUCUUCAAUAUACAGUUUGAGUCCUUCGUUAAUGCAUCACAGUCAUUCGGGAAGUCUGGGCACGUUACCAAGUGUCGCUUAUGGUUCGGUUUAUAUGAAAAUAUGGAGGGGUCUUUGUAAUUUAGAAAUGGACCCCGAUCCACAAGUCGCCAAAAUGUGUUCGAUUAUUACAGUUUACGUGAGGAAGCAAAUUAAGACUAUAUCACAACAAACUAAAGAAACUAACGAAAAAAAUGAUAGGAUAUGUUCUAGUCUGAGCUUACCCCCUAGUCCGAAUAGAAACACUUAUUUAGCAGGUGAUAGUCCUCCAACUUUACAUCCCAACACUGACCUACAACGGUUUGCAACAAGUAGGUCAGCCAUGUCUGUCCGUGCAAGAAAGUUGCUUCAACCAAAUACUAUCAGUGAAGAAAACGACGUUCUUGACCACAGUACGAAGAAAAGUCCUCUAGUCACUACUAGCUAUGUGUCGUGGGCGAGUAAAUUUUUUGCCCGACCAAUUCUUAAGAAAAAGAACGAAGAAGAAGAUGUUGAAUCAUUAACUUACUACGAAAAGCAUUGGCGAUUGGAAAGGAAUGCUAGGGUUCGUAAAGAGGCGGAAGAAGAGCUAAAAAAGCCAACGUAUGCAAAGUUGGACUGUCAAGUGUUCAAUGCUAGGUGUGCGGUGCCACCAACGGUGCUACAAUUCCAUCCUUAUGAUCAACAAAUUGCAGUUUCAGGGAAAGAUAGCUUUGCCAUUUGGGAUUGGGGUAAAGGUGCAAAAAUACUCAAUUGGACCAACAAAUCAUCUAAGGGUAAUAGUAAAAUAACGUCGUUGGAGUGGGUAAAUGCUCACGAUGUGGCCUUGUUGAUGGUCGGUUCAGACGAUGGUAGCAUAAGACUGUGGAGACCGCUCUUUAAUAAGAAUAGAGAACCGAUCCUUGUAACUGCCUGGCAAACUUUUAUGGAUUCUGCGCCUAUGUUAAGGCACAUUCCUGCUAAACUUCUGUUAACGUGGGAGCAGUGGACUGAAACACUGAUUGCGACUGGAGACACACGAGUACUUCAGUUUUGGGAUGCACAACAUGAACUCCGUGCCUUUGAAAUACCUACGGGAGCCGAUUGUGCCGUCACGUGUGUAGAUUCGACGUUUGCCAGCACAUGUCACGAGAAAUACACGAGAUUCCAAGCGGAUCCAGAUCCAUGUGACGAUGGCCUGUUCAUGGGAAUCGACGAUCAUAUCGAUUCAAAAUUGUUUCAGAAGCAAAGGACGGGAAUGGUCGCAGCAGGAUGCGCUGAUGGCUCAGUCAGGCUAUUUGACAGAAGGUGUUCCCCUAAUGAUGCACUUGUGAAGACAUGGAUGGAACAUGGGGCCGAAGUGCUGGGUCUUUUGUUAAGGGACAACUAUAUUAUAAGUGGCAGCAAGAAUGGUGACCUUAAAAUUUACGAUAUAAGAAAAAACCAAUCUAAAGCUUCGUACGUUUCCAAUAAUAGUGAGAUUAGUUCCUUAUCGAUUCAUCGAAAUUGUGAUAUUUAUGCCUGUGGUUCUGCGCAGAGUAUAAGCAUAAACAACUUAAACGGUCAGCUAUUGAGUGUCAUACGAUUGCACGAAAGUUUUAUGGGCUACAAAAAUGGCCCAUUCAGUUGCCUUUCGUUCCACCCUUACAGGGUAGUGUUGGCAGCGGGUACUGUUGACAGUUACCUGAGCGUUUACACGCCCGAACACCGAAGGUGACAUGGAUCGUUACCCUAGGUAAAGCACCGCAGGGGCUACCUGGGGCAUUACUAAACGAAACAGCUAACGCGGAUUUUUUGUUGACUUUUAAAGCGGUAAUACAUAAAACAAUAAAUAAUAAAUUAACUAAAUACUGUUAAGUUAAAAACGAUAUUGCUCUCUCUUUCUCUCUCUUACUUAUCCUCACUAUACUUAUCCCCAUCUAUCUGUUAAGUAUACCGUUGUUUUCUUAUUGAAUGUCAUUCUUUAAGGUAUGCACGUCUUUCGCAAAUAUAAGGUCUGUAUUUGUGUUUACGAUAUUAAUAUAGUUAAAUAUUCUUAUUAAAAACAAAUCUAUUAUUAUUCACAUCAUAACAUAAUGAAAAAUAGAAAGUACAAUACAAAAUAUUUUCUAAGUGAGCCCCUGUUAAUGACUGUCUGCUGCAAACGACGUGCGGCCCUUAGUGUUAUAUAUAUGCUAGGGAUGAAUGUAAGAGGAUGUAGGUUUUCUUGUUAUUAUUAAAAACGUCUAUUAUACGCGUUUAUGGGCAGCAGAUUAGUUGUAUUGGAAUUAGAAAAAAUUUUUAAGUGUAAAACAUACCGGCUUUUUGAAACAUUAAUAAUUUUACACAUAAAAACCUUUUUCCUAAAAACAAUGAAAAUCGCUAUCUCAGUUAAUGUUCAAUGAGUUCCUUUAAAGUUGUAAUCGUUUUACGAAACCAUUAAGUGCUAACAUUGAUUUACUUUAUGAAAAAAAGAAAGGAUUUGUUUACUACUUUAAAGCUUUAUUUUCAUAACCGUCACAAGUAAUGUUAACGAAUUAAUUUAAAAUUACUGUUUAAGUAAAAUUCCACUACUUUACACCUAAUUCAUCCCAAUUUAAUAAAAUAAUUUAACUGGAAAUGAAACUUAAGCUUUUAAAAGUUGCAGCUUGAUAGUUGCAUAUACUGACUGUAAAUAAGACGAAUAUUAGUCAAUUUGUUUAUUGUAUUAUCUAAUAGGAAAUCAAAUGUUACGUACGUUGUAUAUAUACAAUUUUUUUUUAAUUUAGGUCAUUAAGUUAUUAAGAACUGCCAUGGGAUCGUUGAUCGCUUUAUUUUCGAAUUAAUUGCUUAUCUUUAAGAGAUAAUAAACAAACGUUACCGUAUUUUGUCGAUAAAAUUGUUCUGAAAAAUUUCAUGAAGUAGCAAAAUUGUUUUUAUACCUACUUAUUUACAUUUUUUUUUUCUUGAAGCUAUUUUAUAUUUUUUAUUUCAUUAGUGGAAUGUGUAUCUCUAAAAAAAUGAAAUUCCGGAAUAUUAAAACCAAAAUGCAUUCCAUUUUUAAGUAGCUGCUAUGCUUUUUAUUUUAUUUUAUUUUUUUUUUUCAAAUUUUACUAAAGUUAGGUGUAUUGUAUUUCGUUUCUUGUAUGUCUUACUACUAAUAUUAUGGCUUUACAUAAACUACAUUAAUUAGUUUAUAAGUUUAAAUACAGGUAAAAUUAGACAGCUUGUAAUUAAAUUACAAAACACGUAGAUUUAAUAUGGAUAAUGAAAUUCAGGGAACGUAAUAUGUUAUUUAUAGUUAAUAAGCGAGUUCCUUGCCUCUCCCUUGUUGCUAAUAAGUAAUAUUUAUUUCCGGUUACUGGUACAUAUAUUUUUUUCUGUAACUGUGGAGGUAUUUGUAUAGCAUAAGUGUCAUUUCUUAAAAUGUGCUUACUACAUGAUUACUUACCCCGCUUAUUAAAUAUUACAGGGAGAUAAAUAAAAAUAUUAUAUGUACAUAUAUUAUAAAUCACCUUGUGUAUCUUAAGUUGUUAAUUCUUCCUAAAAUUGAGUAAAUUUUUUUUAUUAAUUAAUAAAAUAGUGCUAUUUGAUUCAUCACAUAAAUUAAGUAUACAUAUAAUGAAAAUACUUGCAAAUAAAUAGCUUGUUUUGUAUAAAUAAUUUUAAGGAUAGCAUUUUGUUCUGGCAACAUAAACUACUAUUGUGCAUAAUUAUUUACAGUUGAUUUGACUGUUUGUGACUGUUAUAUAGUGUAGCUUAUCUUUUAAUAGAUUUGGUGCUAUUGUGACUUGAAUUGUAAAAAGCAGUAAUAUAAAUAAAUAAUAUACAAAUAUUA